AUGGAUGACGGAGACAUUGAAAGCUGUAUGUGGGGGUUGAUGGAGAAACAUGGAUUGACUGGAAAGAAGCUUGCAGUUUUUAGUGUGAAUGAAGCUUUUUCCAUUUCUUCACAACUUUGUCGUGGACUGGGUAUCAUUUGCGAGCAAAAGCAUGUUGAACUGGUGGCUACGUGGAUUGAAGAUUCCAGGCGCAUUGAGCCUCUGGCAAAACGGUUGAGGGGCGAUGUCAGUUUGGAUCCACUUGAAGAGCCGCUGGUUAGGGAGCGUUUUUCCAGAAAAGACAGUUCACGUUUAGAGACCCCUACAGCAAGUGCAGCUUCGUUGGAAGCGCUGAACACGAGGCCUACACGUAGACGUAAUUUGAGUGAUGAGGAGGUGCAUGCAAGGAAGCAACGUGAAGACCAGCAGAAGGAGUACUGGUCCAGGGAAUUAUACCUGGAAUUGAAGAAGUUUGAGGCUCCAGCCUUGCAGCAUCUGGAGCAUUGCGUCAGUGAUCGCCAUCUGCAUAUGGCAUUAGCUGGUCGUACCAGGUACAACACGUUGAAGCGCUAUGUCAAGACCUGGAUGGCUUUCAUGCAAUGGUUGGAAGCGGCAAAGGGGGUGAUUGACUACCCUGUACCUGGUGAUUUGGUGGAGUAUUUAUUUUCAAGGUUUGAUGAGCCUUGCGGGCCGACCAUACCUGUCUUGAUAGUCAAGGCGGUCACAUGGAUGGAACGCACAGCCUGCGUGGAUGACAGGCUGCGAGUUGGGGAAUCGCAGGUGGUCCUGUCAGUCAAGGACUACAUAAUAGAGAUGCUGUCGAAGGAUUCUCCACCAAAAAGGAGGGCACCCAGGUAUCCUGCAGUUUUUCUGGAAUCAUUAGAGGCUAUGGUGGAGAACGACCAACUGCUGAUGGGUACAAGAGCAGUAGCUUGGAUCAAGCUCUUCAAGAUUUGGGCUUCACUCCGUUGGGACGACAUACAGAAAGUGGUCCCUAAGGAGUUGAAGUACUAUGCAGGGCGCAUGACAACAAUCUUGCGUAUCACGAAAACAACAGGGCCCACCAAGAGGGUUCAGGAGCUGCCGGUUUGUGUCUCAGAGCAUGCAUAUGUUACGAGCCCUUUUUGGCUGAAGACUGGGUUCGAUCUUUUCAAGACACAUGCAAACUUUGAACGUGAUUACAUGUUGCCGAAGUUGAAUAGAGACUGGUCUGGUUUUAGGAGAUCCAUGGCGACAUACAAUGAUGUCACUUCGUAUUCCUCAUAUGUUCGCAAAGCUGCCAAACGACCCGGAACAACAGAAGCUCUGUUGGACCCUUCUUUAUCAACCUUCUGGACAGAGCAUUCUGAACGUGCAACGCUUCCAACUGGUUUGGCCCUUUUGAGGACUGCAAAAGAGGAGCGUGACAUGUUAGGUCGUUGGAAGCCUGAUGGAUCAGACACAUACAUCAGGAUGUACAAUGGUGUGGUAGCAAGGCUUCAGAAACAAUAUGCAAAAGCUGUCAGGGUGAACAACAGGACAGGUCUUUUGGAUGAAAGAGAUAUCAUUGAAAGUGCAAUGUCAUGGAUCACGGACAGAUGUGAACAGUUGCCUGAACAUCAGGUGCAGUUGAUUAUUUCUCACUUGGAGGAAUCUAUGCACUGGCAGGUUCAGCCUGGUUGGGAGCUGGCUGGUCAGGUCGGGGAAGAGGAGAAAUCGGAGGACAUCCAGUCGGAGCCCAAUGCAGAUGUUUCACAAGUUCAGAAACUUCAAACAGAAAAGGAGGCCCUAAAGAAGGGCGGAGCGGACCUCAGGUUCACAUUGUCUCGGAAUGACGUUGAUGAUGACUUGCAAGCUGCUUUCUUUACAAAUGGCAUUACAACAGUUCAGAAGUUUUCAUCCUUCUUCAGAUCAGAGGAUGACCUCAUUCAAGUCAUGAAGGAUUCCUUUGCGACAGAUGCAGAUGAGGGCCUUCAAGCGCGGGCACAGUUAGCCUCAGUGAUUUGUGCUUGGAGAGAGACGCAAACAAAACAAAAGAGACAGGCGGAGGUUGAGGCGGAGAUGGACACACGUGAAUGGACAAAGCCCAUACCUACUGGUGACUACAUCAACUUGAGGAAUGCGUUCAUGAGGGCUCAUGGAAAGGUUGAGGACAAGGUCACACCAUCAAAAGAGUACCUUGAGAAAAAGUUACAGGAACUUGAGAAUGGUGAAUUUAGAGCUGAACUGCUGUCGGAGGUGGUAUCGAAGGAUGAGGUGGACCCGGAUAUUAUGGUGCCGGUCUUCGACUCCAAAGGGUCGCUCUCAGUGAAGAAGGGCACAACAUCGGUGGCACUUCCGACAGGGCCGGAGCAACUCAGGAGACGGCUCACAGUGAUGUUGCAUUGUGUUUUGAUGCUUGCUUUGAAACAUACAAACCGUGAAGAGAUUCAAGACAUGAGCCGUGACACCAUGGAGCGCUACAAGGAUUACAUCCUAGGCGAUUACGUCUGGGGCUUGUCAUCGACGGACCUGCAGGGGAAUCAGAUACAGACACCGCCUUGGAGCUUGGUCCUCAGCUACGAGCAUGCAGUGCGGAAGCGUGCAUACAAUUUGAUGAUUACAGAACAUUUGAAAAUUGGAGCUGCUUUGGAACAGGCAUGGAAAUGUCCAGUCAAAAAAGAGCGCCACUUCAUCACGCCCUUAGCCUUAUACAGCAAGCGGUCGAAUCCUAGUGCUUUUUGGGAAAGGUUGAGAAAAGGGACGGUUGAGUUGAUAGAGAAGCAUCUGGGUGAUGAGCGAGCUUUGGACAGGGCAUGCUUUGAGAUGGCAGUACGAGGCGAAGCAGGCUGCAGUAUUGUGAGAGAUGAGAAGCUCAAAAACGAUAUUCGUCUCUUCUGGAUUGACCUGCUCAAACAGCAUGGGUCGAAACAAGAGGGUUUAGACCAUGUGGCCCCAGGGCAACCUUUCCACCUUAGACUCAUGAAGGAGUUACUUGCUUUUGGAGAAGAUGCAGACAGGGAAUUUUUGAUGCAGGGCGAAGUUGGUUACCCUGUGGGUGUUCUUAAUCCAUUGCCGAGGACACCGCACUGCUACGAAGAGCAGACAUCGUGGCGGCUGGAGGACGACCCUCACAUGCAAGAGGAGGUUUGGCGCUCAAACUACCAGUCGGUAGGUGACCAUGUACAAUUUGUGAGGGAGCACUUUGCAGAGGAGUGUGCGGAAGGUUUGAUGGAGAAGCUCACGCUGGAGCAGGCAAAAACCAGGUUUGGAGACAAGGUUGCAAUUUCUUCGCUGGCGGUGUUGGUGGAGCAGAACCACCAAGGAAAAAGGAUUGCAGGUGCAGGGAUCCGAUUGGUGCAUGAGCUUUUAGGUCCACAGAUGCCGGUGGAGCUACUUCUGUUCGCUGACGAUCUUGAAGCUUUGGGUGCAAGUGCCGGCGGUCGGAGAGGAAUAACCCUUGCCUUCCUCUACAUGUCUGCUUUAGGUUUUCCUUUUAAGUGGGCGAAGCAGAGGGGAGGACUUAGAGUGGAGUGGAUUGGACUUUUUUCUGACUACUCCGUUUACAAGCUGGGGUUGUCUCCAUCACGGGCGCGCUGGAUGCACGAUUGGGUGAAGGAACUUGCCGACACUGGUACAACAACAGCAAAGAACUUUGAGCAAGGGCUGGGCCGUCUAGGCUUUGCAGCCAUGGCCUUGACAUGGGAGAGGCCAUUUUUGGGGCCGCUCUACAGCUGGUGUGCGGCCAUCAGAACGAAGCGUGGAGCAUUGCGGGUGCCUGCAAUGUUGAGAACCAUCUUGAGGUUUUUGGCAAGGAGAUUUUUGGAGGGUGGUGAUUUGCAGUGUCCCCCUCCACUUGAACAAUCGGAGGGCAAGCAGAUUACUUUUUAUACAGAUGCCAAGGCCACAGAAGAUUCAGCUUGGAUUGGUGGCUUCAAACAAGAUGCGAGUGGAAAGGUGCUGGAGUGGUUUUCAGAAGAGGUGCCGGUUGCUUGGGCGCCGUGGCUGAAGCUUAAAAGGGAUCCCAAAAGGAUCAUUGCGGCCUUGGAGUUACUGGCUAGUCUGACUUGGAAGAUGCAAUCUGAAGCUGGACUGGGUUCCGCGUGA
Cladocopium goreaui is the source of this 4044-nucleotide messenger RNA. Lineage: Eukaryota; Dinophyceae; Suessiales; Symbiodiniaceae. The record is from the annotation of a GenBank genome assembly.